AUGUUUGCGGCUUGUACACAUGGCCUCCUUGCAAAGCCAACCGGGCUGCUCCUGCAAGUCCCUGAGCCGACUCCCGCAUGGUCAUCAUCCCGCUGCGCAAAUCUGACAGCCAGGAGUCGGAUUUCUUGGACUUUUUGUGCCGUCGCGGCUCUCUCGGCGCGAUGCAGGUGGAAGAGUCGAGGGGCGCGAGUGACUCGAGGCUCGGUUUCGCUGGCUGAGCUAUUGGGCCCAGAACUGGCAGCAGACUGGCCGGAGCUGCAAGCUGUGGAGAGUGAGGGCCUUUCCGUCGUCGCUGCUGACUUGUUGGACUUAGAUCGGUGCUUGAAGCUGGUGUCACAGGUCUUCCGGGUGUCGGAUUCCGAAGUUGAGAGUGUAAAGAAGGGCAUUGCUGGAAGGCUCGGGGCUCGUCGAAGUUUGGUGGGCCUUGAUGCGGCCUCCCCGCGGCCCUUGCUCGCUCGACCAGCGCCGAAAGGAUCUGACGAGCGGCCAGAUUUGGGGCUGGUGCUUUGCCUGGAGCGUCGAAGCACACAACCGGAAGACUUUGCCGGCUUGGUGGACUUGUCCCUCUGGCCGGACGAUGGCCGCAUCCGAGCGCCUGGUGCAAAAACGAAGCCUGGCGUGGCCAGCAAGCCCUAUGUGCUCAACCUUUGCGUUGACCCAGCCUACAGACGGAGGGGGCUGGCACGAAAGCUGAUGGGCAUCAGCGAGAGGCUAAUGCGUGAUAUUUGGGGUGAUAGCGAGGUGUGUUUGCAUGUAGAAGAUGACCAAAUCGCGGCGAACGAGCUCUAUGAAAGACUGGACUAUGUCCCUGUGAAAUACACGUACGACAAGGAAUUUCCGUACACCAAGGCAGAAGCAAAGGUUCUGCGGAAAGUUACCUGGCGACGGAAGAUGUUGCCAGCGCCGUCUCCAAACUCGCCAGCCCGAACAGGUGUGGCGCUGCCGGAGGGGCAGGCAAUCCCUGCUGCAAGCGCUUUGGAUCCAUACGACGACUUUAUAGAUCCAGACGACGAUUUCGAAGAUGAAGAUGAGGUGCGGGAAGACGAAGACGAAGACGAGGAGGAUGCACCAAGAGGGUUUGCAGGGUUUGCGGCAUGA
Symbiodinium necroappetens is the source of this 1098-nucleotide messenger RNA. The record is from the annotation of a GenBank genome assembly. NCBI's taxonomy places the organism in Eukaryota, Dinophyceae, Suessiales, Symbiodiniaceae.